Rhopalosiphum padi (bird cherry-oat aphid) is the source of this 537-nucleotide messenger RNA. RefSeq lists its product as uncharacterized. Bases 1 to 537 code for a protein of 178 amino acids. NCBI's taxonomy places the organism in Eukaryota, Metazoa, Arthropoda, Insecta, Hemiptera, Aphididae. The record is from RefSeq and is a predicted model, not a curated record. The transcript is spliced from 4 exons.
AUGAAAUUACGUGCGAGGCCGUGGGCAAUACGCCUAGCGCCGCCACUGAUAAUACACUUUGUAGAAUUAGUUAAUUUUUACAACCGUGCUGAAGAAAAUAAUGAACGCGUUCCUAAACGAUAUAUUAGAGACAUGCAAAAUCCAAUUGAUUUUUAUGACGAUAAAGAAUUUUUUAACAGAUUCAGAUUUUCUAAAACUACAGUAUUACAAAGUUUAAUGCCCCUCGUAUUUAAUGACAUUGAAGCCGAAUUCAAUGACAAUUCAAUGAGAGGCCUUCCAAUUCCACCAUUAUUGAAACUACUUGCAGUGUUACGGUAUUAUAGAACUGGAAAUUUCCAAAUAGUUACUGGUGAUUUGGUUGGUAUUAGCCAACCAACUAUAAGUAGAUGUGUAAAAGAUAUUUCAAGAAUAAUAGCAAGUAAGUUACCGACUUUUGUAAAGUUUCCUGCUACUCUAGAAGGAAAAAUACAUAAUCAAGUGUUAUUUUCUAAUAUUGCUGGUAAUUUCAAAAUAAUUUGUUCAUUAUGCUUUAAAUAA